AGGCUUGCCAUACCUGCAGCCUUGUGCCGUCACUGCUGAAACACAAAACCUUUCGACAUGGCAGGUCGCGGAUUCGUGUGGUCUUAGGAAGCGGUAUAAAGGUCUACUAAAGGGGUCCGUUCUUGAGUUGUCGUGGCCUUUCGAGUAAAUCGUCAGCAGAAAACGAGCCCUCUCUUCUCAAUCACGUUAUUCCUGCUGACCAUCACUGUGUCCAUCCACCGCUCCCCAAAACUCUGAAAACAUGCCUGGACCCGCAGCAAGCGCAUCAAGCGUGGGAGCCUCCGGCCGGUCUCCCAGUAAGACCGUGGCCCCGAGAGCAGCAGGUUCCACUGUCAGACAGAGGAAAGCCACUGGCAGCGGUACACGGUCUGCAGGCAGAGCUACAGCGUCAGCAGGUACAGGGGGCAUGUGGCGUUUCUACACAGAGGACUCGCCAGGACUCAAAGUCGGGCCGGUGCCAGUCCUCGUAAUGAGUCUGCUGUUCAUCGCCUCUGUCUUCAUGCUGCACAUAUGGGGAAAGUACACUCGUUCCUAAACCUCCUGAACCUUUGAACUCUGACCUUCAAGCGAUUUCUGAAUUAAGCCAUUGGACCUGGACCAAACUCUCCCCCUACACAACAAACCUGGUUCAUAUAUAUUCAUUUCAGAAAAGUAAACAAGGUUUACUUCCCUACUACAACUUUUCAUUUCUUUUUGCUUGUCUUUUUUUUUUUUUUUUUUUUUUUUUUUUU
This is a messenger RNA of Silurus meridionalis, 731 nucleotides long. It is a transcript of the gene sec61b, whose product is annotated as SEC61 translocon subunit beta. Gene Ontology annotation, biological process: intracellular protein transport. The record is from RefSeq and is a predicted model, not a curated record. The coding region runs from base 242 to 535 and encodes 97 amino acids. NCBI's taxonomy places the organism in Eukaryota, Metazoa, Chordata, Actinopteri, Siluriformes, Siluridae. The transcript is spliced from 5 exons. Gene Ontology annotation, cellular component: Sec61 translocon complex.